GCGUUUGGAUGAGAAAGAGCUGACAGGAACUGAGCCCCACCUUCUCUGUGUGCUGGGGAAUAGGGCUGCACAGCCCCAGUGGCACCCAUGCCGAAGAACAGCAAGGUGACCCAGCGUGAACACAGCAAUGAGCAUGUCACUGAGUCAGUGGCUGAUUUGCUGGCCCUCGAGGAGCCUGUGGACUAUAAGCAGAGUGUACUGAAUGUGGCUGGAGAGACAGGUGGCAAGCAGAAGGUGGCGGAGGAGGAGCUGGACGCAGAGGACCGGCCAGCCUGGAAUAGCAAGCUGCAGUACAUCCUGGCCCAGAUCGGCUUUUCUGUGGGCCUUGGCAACAUCUGGAGGUUCCCCUACCUGUGCCAGAAAAAUGGAGGAGGUGCCUAUCUGGUGCCCUAUCUGGUGCUGCUGAUCAUUAUCGGCAUCCCCCUCUUCUUUCUGGAGCUGGCUGUGGGCCAGAGGAUCCGCCGUGGUAGCAUUGGUGUGUGGCACUAUGUGUGCCCCCGCCUGGGGGGCAUCGGCUUUUCCAGCUGUAUUGUCUGCCUCUUUGUUGGGCUGUACUACAAUGUGAUCAUUGGGUGGAGUGUCUUCUACUUCUUCAAGUCUUUCCAGUACCCACUGCCCUGGAGUGAAUGUCCUGUUAUCAGGAAUGGGACUGUGGCAGUGGUGGAGCCUGAGUGCGAGAAGAGCUCAGCUACUACCUACUUCUGGUAUCGAGAGGCCUUGGACAUCUCCAACUCCAUCUCAGAGAGUGGGGGCCUCAACUGGAAGAUGACUCUCUGCCUCCUUGUGGCCUGGAGCAUCGUGGGCAUGGCUGUAGUCAAGGGCAUCCAGUCCUCUGGAAAGGUAAUGUAUUUCAGCUCCCUCUUCCCCUACGUGGUGUUGGCCUGCUUCCUGGUUCGGGGGCUGCUGCUUCGAGGGGCGGUUGACGGCAUCCUGCACAUGUUCACUCCUAAGCUGGACAAGAUGCUGGACCCCCAGGUGUGGCGGGAGGCAGCCACACAGGUCUUCUUCGCCCUGGGGCUGGGCUUUGGAGGCGUCAUCGCCUUUUCCAGCUACAACAAACAGGACAAUAACUGCCACUUCGAUGCUGCCCUGGUGUCCUUCAUCAACUUCUUCACCUCGGUGUUGGCUACCCUCGUGGUGUUUGCUGUGCUGGGCUUCAAAGCCAACAUCAUGAAUGAGAAGUGUGUGGUCGAGAAUGCUGAGAAAAUUCUAGGGUAUCUCAACUCUAAUGUCUUGAGCCGGGACCUCAUCCCACCCCACGUCAACUUCUCUCACCUGACCACCAAGGACUACUCAGAAAUGUACAACGUCAUCAUGACUGUUAAGGAGAAGCAGUUCUCAGCCCUGGGCCUGGAUCCCUGUCUCCUGGAGGAUGAGCUGGACAAGUCUGUGCAGGGCACAGGCCUGGCCUUCAUCGCCUUCACUGAGGCCAUGACACAUUUCCCGGCCUCCCCAUUCUGGUCCGUCAUGUUCUUCCUGAUGCUCAUCAACCUGGGCCUGGGCAGUAUGAUUGGGACCAUGGCAGGAAUCACCACACCUAUCAUCGACACCUUCAAGGUGCCCAAGGAGAUGUUCACAGUGGGCUGCUGUGUCUUUGCAUUCUUCGUGGGGCUGUUGUUCGUCCAGCGUUCCGGAAACUACUUUGUCACCAUGUUUGAUGACUAUUCGGCCACCCUGCCACUCACCGUCAUCGUCAUCCUUGAGAACAUCGCUGUGGCCUGGAUUUAUGGAACCAAGAAGUUUAUGCAGGAGCUGACAGAGAUGCUGGGCUUCCGGCCGUACCGAUUCUAUUUCUACAUGUGGAAGUUUGUGUCUCCACUGUGCAUGGCUGUUCUCACCACAGCCAGCAUCAUCCAGCUGGGAGUGUCACCCCCAGGCUAUAGUGCCUGGAUUAAGGAGGAGGCCGCUGAGCGCUACUUGUACUUCCCCAACUGGGCCAUGGCACUGCUGAUCACCCUCAUCGCUGUGGCAACUCUACCCAUCCCUGUGGUGUUCAUCCUGCGCCACUUCCACCUGCUCUCCGACGGUUCCAACACCCUCUCGGUGUCCUACAAGAAGGGCCGCAUGAUGAAAGACAUCUCCAAUCUGGAGGAGAACGAUGAGACACGCUUCAUCCUCAGCAAGGUGCCCAGUGAGGCGCCCUCCCCCAUGCCCACCCACCGCUCCUAUCUGGGACCUGGCAGCACAUCACCCUUGGAGAGCAGCGGCAAUCCUAACGGACGCUAUGGAAGCGGCUACCUCUUGGCCAGCACCCCUGAGUCAGAGCUGUGACUACAGCUCCACCCUGCCUGCCUUCCCUCAAUACCCAACCUGCCCACUUGUCUGGGCCUGGCCUCUUCCUCCAUGGUGGCCACCAGACCCAGGCCAGUCCAAGGAGAGAGGAUCUGUCCUGCCUUGCUCCUCACCCAAGUCCCAGAAGUCUCCCUACCUAUGAGCAGGGGACUGGGGACAAUUCAAUCCCUAUUCCAGGCCCCCAACCCAUGUAACUUUUUAAAGAACUCUUGCCAAGUUGCAGCCAUGUAACCACAAAAAUCUCAGUAUGGGGGGACUUCAAGUGGACGCUUUAGGAGUCACCCCCCCUCCUUGUAAAAUCUAUCACUUGCAGUUCUUGGGUCUCAGGGAGGAUCCAUUUAUGCUGCUGGUUAUGGUGGUAGUGGACAGAGGCUUCAGGGCUGAAGGUGCAGGAAGUAGACUUUAGCCCAGCCUGCCGUAAGACCAGGACUCAUCAUCCUGUCCAACCCAUCCAGGCUGCUCCUGAGCUAAGACAGGGAGAGGGACGCGUGUGUCAGGACUCAGGCUUUGCUUUGGCAGGAGGUGUACCAGAAACUCCUCAAUUCUGUCUUUUGAUAAAGGCGGAGCCCUCUCAGGCUUAAGCAUGAAUGCUGCCAUUGAAAGGAACACAUCCACAGCCAGCUCAUGGAGUCUUUAAAUGGCCCUGUUUACCCCGACAGGGACAAAGGGUGUAUAUUCUUGAUCCUCCCUGAGAGCACAGUGAUGGGGUCACUUUAACUGGGGCUUAGCCAUUUCUCAGUCUUCUCCUUCCAACCUGGAGCCAGGAGUGGUGGUCUUUGCCUCUGUCCCAGAGAGAAAAGGGUGCAGUGCAAGAUGAAGUUUCCACAGCACAAUUUGCAGGGUCCCAGCACAAUCUAGAUGGUUUGGAGCACAAGAGAAACAAACAUACUCUUCCACACUCUGCAGCUCCUAUUUUUCUCUUUAGUGGCAGCUUCUCCCCUGGAAUGAGGGUUCCUGGAGUUCAGAUGUGUGCCACCAGGAGCCCUUGUUUCUAAGGAAAGACAGUGUUCAUCACCUUCUGAAGACCCCAGGUCUUCCUCUCAGCUCUAUGGGUGAGGCCUCAGGACAGGCGCUUCUAAGAAGCACUAGCUGUGGGGAAGGCAUGUGUUUCCUGCAGACAGUACCGGGGUUUCUUAGGAGGACGGCAUCUCUCUGCCCUUCAGUCCUGCAUUUGUCCUUGAAAAAGUCCUGAGUACUCAGAAAGCAGCAGCUGCUUCUCAGACCUCUGCUGGCUCCUCGGGAGAGAUGAGGUGGGCUCACUUGACCACUGAAGACCAGCCCCAGCUUCCGUGCAGGAGCUGGAAGUGAGGGCCGGGUCUCCAAGUCUUUGCACGGAGUCCCUACUGGUUGGUGCUGCCCGUAAGGUGCCUACCAGGAGAUGAGGGUUUUCUGGGGCUGUGAGUCAAUCGAGCUAGGGCAGUGCAGAGGUACACCUGAGGGUUCCUGUUCUGCCUGCUUUCAGCUCCAGUCACCAGCUUCUUCUUCAGGGAGCCCUCAGCCCUCUUCAUGGAGACUGCAAGGAGCCUGAGGCCCAGUUCGGGUGGUGGGGGAGACACGAGGUGUAGAGGGAUUGUAGAUAGGGUUGGCUUCUGCCAUUAAGCAAUAAGUCUUCAGUGGCUGGCUGCUGCUUUUUAAGUGCCAGGAAAUGUGCUCCAGAGGCAGUGUGUGUGUGUGUGUGUGUGUGUGUGUGUGUGUGUGUGUGCCUGAGGCUGUGAGCCAGGCCCCAUGUAGGCCUGCAGUAUUACCAGGCAGGGACUGCCCUUCCCUUCCUUACCUCUAUCCCUCCCCCAACUAAAGUAUGCCCACUGUGAAAAGAGAAGUGAGAUCAAACAGAUUGUAAUACACCUGGACUCUCUGUGCACCCCUGGGUCCCUCUUCUUAGGUCUGAACUAUGGGGAUAUGGAGCCUGGAGUCAUUUCUCAUGAGAAGUCCUGCUUUGUACAGACUUAAACACACACCAGGCAGUCACUUCUGGUCCUGACACACAUUCAGAACAGUUAAAGUUCAUGUGUCCUGGACUGGUCAGUUGUCUGGGUCAAGACCACUCUGCCCAGGAGAGGGGAUGAGGCAUUGUCACCCCAGGGCCCCCACUUCAUCUUCCCUACCCUGGUGUACAAUAAAGUGUCUGUUCUUAGCA
Molecule: messenger RNA, 4429 nt
Organism: Grammomys surdaster
Lineage: Eukaryota; Metazoa; Chordata; Mammalia; Rodentia; Muridae
Gene: Slc6a17
Product: solute carrier family 6 member 17
Exons: 13
Coding region: 88-2271 (727 amino acids)
Biological process (GO): L-leucine transport; alanine transport; sodium ion transmembrane transport
Cellular component (GO): synaptic vesicle; plasma membrane
Source: RefSeq, a predicted model, not a curated record